GAACUGUUCCUUUUGCUUGCGUUUAUUACAUGACUUAUGAAAUACUUCAGGAAAUGGUGUGGAGAAAGCCUCGAUUUAUGUUAUCUCCUACGGAAAACUUCUUCAAUGGAUGUUUGGCUGCUGCAGUUGCACAAACUGCUUCUUAUCCCUUUGAUACUAUUAGAAAGAAACUACAAGCCCAAAGCAAAGUUUUACCUGGUAACGGCGGUUGUGAUGUGCGGUUCCACUCGUUGACUAUGGGAUUUCGUGUUAUAAUAGAUCGUCAUGGUAUUGUAGGCCUAUGGAGAGGACUGACAGCAAAUCUUUUGAAGGUUGUUCCUUACCACGGUUUGAUGUUUGCAACUUUUGAAGCACUGAGACGUUUUUACCUGUAUGAGAAUGGUUAUACAAGAUCUGCACUGGAUGACUCGCCUAAACCUGGAACUUGACUACUGGUGCUUGGGAUUGUAGCUGACAAAUGAAACUCUUUCAUUGAUGUACAAUAGAUGCUUUACUGCCAGUUUCCUUUUUCUGCAAUAAAAAUUUCAGAUAC
Molecule: messenger RNA, 532 nt
Organism: Saccoglossus kowalevskii
Lineage: Eukaryota; Metazoa; Hemichordata; Enteropneusta; Harrimaniidae
Product: solute carrier family 25 member 43-like
Biological process (GO): transmembrane transport
Cellular component (GO): mitochondrial inner membrane
Source: RefSeq, a predicted model, not a curated record